Mixia osmundae IAM 14324 is the source of this 2137-nucleotide messenger RNA. RefSeq lists its product as uncharacterized. Gene Ontology annotation, cellular component: alpha DNA polymerase:primase complex. Lineage: Eukaryota; Fungi; Basidiomycota; Mixiomycetes; Mixiales; Mixiaceae. The record is from RefSeq and is a predicted model, not a curated record. The transcript has 6 exons. Gene Ontology annotation, biological process: DNA replication, synthesis of primer. The coding region runs from base 28 to 1722 and encodes 564 amino acids.
CACGCACAGUCUCUGCUCUUAGGGGCGAUGUUCAGGACGCAAGACAGAGCUGUGCUGGGCGCCAAGAGCCUCAACACAAGCUCAGACGCGCUGUCGAGCCGGAACGGUGUCAAGCAAGAGGCCUAUGAUGGUGUUAAACCGACUGGAGGCGCGGUCUAUCGAUCCAAGCAGUACCCCUUCAGACUGUCUUUCUAUCGCAAGCCACCGACGCAAGAAGUGACCAUCGAAGAAUUCGAAUGUUGGGCAAUCGAUCGCCUGAAAGUUCUGGCCGAGAUAGAGGCCCAAUCGUCUCGAAACCGAUCUUAUGACGAUCUCAAUAAGAUCAUUCUUGCUCGUGCGAAGCAAUACCUGCCGCUCUCUUCGUCUUACGUGCCUACAACUAGCCGGUCAGCAUUCAAAAACGGAUUGCCGUUGCCAGGCACGCCGGAACACGCUAUCGAGAGCGAACGACGUAAAGAUCACUACUCUCACUUUGUGCUACGCCUAGCAUUCUGUCGGUCUGAUGAGCUACGAACGCGAUUCGUGCGGGCCGAAGCAUCGCUGUUUCGAGCGAGAUUUGACUCCGAUGAUGCACAAGAGCGUCAGCAGUUUAUCAACUCGCUCAACAUGGAGUGGCAGACCGUCUCGAUGGAAGAAAAGCUAGAUAUAGCCGAGCACCUCAUAGCGGUACACUCUCACCUCCGUACUCACGAGGAUGUGCGUGCAGAGCAAUUCUUCAAGGUACCGUGGACUAAAGUGGCUUCGCUGGUUGGUAUGCGACGCAUCUAUAUCAAACGCGGCGAAGCAUAUGUGCCCGCGAGGGAUCAAGCCUCACUCGUCUUAGAAGAGUUUCAGCGCGAGCUGGCUCAUAAUCUCGAAAUGACCGCGCGCGCUGUGCCUCGAUUGGACGAAGACGAUCGAUUACUGCCCGUUCUCGAGCAUCUCUCGAUGAGCUUCCUGGCCGGCAUGACGUCCGAAUAUACCUCGAUGCGCAAGGACGAAGACGGCAACGCGAUCACUGCAGACAUGAUCGACGACCUGGCGAAGCGUCAUUUUCCGUUAUGUAUGCGCAACCUGCACUCAGUACUGCGCGAGAAGAAGCAUCUCCGUCAUCAUGCGCGUCAGCAGUACAAUCUCUUCCUCAAAGGAGUUGGACUGUCUGUCGACGAAGCGAUUGUGUUUUGGCGGAGAAGCUUCACGAGUAUGUCGGCCGACAAAUUCGAUAAGGAGCACAAGUACAACAUCCGACACAACUACGGUCUGGAAGGCAAGCGAAUGAACUAUCCUCCAAAGGACUGCCAGCGAAUCAUCUCGAGCGAUCAGCCUGGACCGCAAGACUCCCACGGAUGUCCCUUCCGACAUUUCGCAGAGCCCUCUCUUUCGUCAGCGCUUGGCUCGACGUAUCGUAUCACCAACGCAGUCGAUCUGAGAGAGAUCCUCGAGCUUGCCAAGACCGGACAUCCUCACGUUGCGUGUACAAGAGUCUUCGAGAUCACGCAUGGCAUCAAGAAAGGCGAGGGUAUCGGACAAUCUGCGAGCGUCAGUCAUCCGAACAAAUACUUUGACCGAUCCAUGGAGCUUGAGAAAGCAUCUGAAGAUCCGGCGAAUGCUCAGCAAGGCAUGAAGAAGAUCAAGACAGAUCCGGCUCCUCCUGACGCCAGGCCAUCGGUCAAAUCAGAGCUCCAGUCAGAGCCUAAAUCGGAGCUCAUCGAGGCAAGCAUGGACGUCGAUGUCACUGCAUGAUACUCUACUGUUGUACGACAACAUGGUGACCUUGUUCUUUACUAGAGUCCAUCUUUGCUGUUCUGGCGCCGAAUUGGAUCGCCCGCUUUGGCAGCUUGGAUGCAUGCUGCAGACCGAGUAGCUCUCGCGCAGCAUAGCGUAGCACUAGCUUGUCGCCAAUACCGGGCCCUAGCGCAGGGUUGCAUUUCAGAUUGACGGGCGUGUUUGCAAGAGCUGAGAUGACAUUGGCUGCCAGGAAUGGGAAACGUACUUCCUUGCCAUGCGAAGAGAUGACGCGAUCGUCUCGUCCUAGAUUACGGUGACCUAUUCGGUCGAGAUCCAGCUGGAGCUCCUGAACAAGCGCGAGCCAGUCUUGCUUUGAGCUUGCAUGAUUGCGCUCAGAAGGUUCGGCCGGGCUCUGACUGAUAGUGCCAAG